GCGGGCGGGGCGCUUUUUUGCGGAAGCCGGUGGCGUCCGGUCCAGCCUCCUCUGGGACCCCGCAGCCUGCGACCCGGUGCUAAUCCGAGCGGCUCUGUCCUGACGCGGCGAGUUCUCGCACGGUGCCCGGACAGAUUGAAGCCAUGGCCAUUCUUUUUGCUGUUGUUGCCAGGGGAACCACUAUCCUUGCCAAACAUGCUUGGUGUGGAGGCAACUUCCUGGAGGUGACAGAGCAGAUUCUGGCUAAGAUACCUUCUGAAAAUAACAAACUAACGUACUCACAUGGCAAUUAUCUGUUUCAUUACAUCUGCCAAGACAGGAUUGUAUAUCUUUGUAUCACUGAUGAUGAUUUUGAGCGUUCGCGAGCCUUUAAUUUUCUGAAUGAGAUAAAGAAGAGGUUCCAGACUACAUAUGGUUCAAGAGCACAAACAGCACUCCCAUAUGCCAUGAAUAGUGAGUUCUCAAGUGUCUUGGCUGCACAGCUGAAGCAUCACUCUGAGAAUAAGGGCCUAGAUAAAGUGAUGGAGACUCAAGCCCAAGUGGAUGAACUUAAAGGAAUCAUGGUCAGAAAUAUAGAUCUGGUAGCUCAACGAGGUGAAAGAUUGGAAUUGUUAAUAGAUAAAACAGAAAAUCUUGUGGAUUCGUCUGUCACCUUCAAAACAACCAGCAGAAAUCUUGCCCGAGCCAUGUGCAUGAAGAAUCUCAAGCUCACUAUCAUCAUCAUCAUCAUAUCAGUUGUAUUCAUCUAUAUUAUUGUAUCACCUCUCUGCGGUGGAUUUACAUGGCCAAGCUGUGUGAAGAAAUAAAAAGGUUAUCAUUAACCAAGGAUAUAAGAGACCAAGGAGUUAAAAGCAAUCCAUGUAAUUCAGGCCUUUUAAUCCUGAGAGAUGGUGUCUGCCAGUCUCUUCAACCUGCUUCUUUCUCUCUUUUUUUUUGAAAUCUUGUUCCAUGCCUCCAGGUUUAUCUUUGUCCUGUCAACCUGUUUAUUUUAGUGCACUUCAGACUGAACCAUUUAUUGUAGCAGUAGCCUUAAAAAAAGCAUUUUGUUUAGUGUCAUCUACUUGCAGAAACAUUUUGUUUGUAAUUGCACAAAGCUAUCACCAAGGUAGAAACCACCUGUCUUAUGAACUGUCGGCUAAAAUUCUGGAUGACCUUUGUGCACACAAAAGUUGAAAAGACUGAUAGUAUUGCUAAUAUCUUGUCUCGAUGUCUUUUGAUUUUGAAGGGUUUUAGGUGCUUGAAAACAAUGUUCAUGGAGGAUUGUUAUUUGGGGAAUUGUAAUGCAAUUGUUGGUGUUUCAAGGAACCCAAGCAGGUAAAGUAUUGAUAUUAAACAGUUCAUCUCAGUCAGAAGGGAAAUGUUUUGCUAGCCUGUUAGAAGCACACAGAAUUACCCUUGUCUGCAUAUUACUAACUUUUAGAACGAGAGUUUUGAUCAUUCACAAACUUCGCAGAGCUUGAUAUCCUCUGUUUCCCUAUUGCAGUUGAUUUCAGAAGAUGGUGGUUUAAAUAUUGUUGAAGGCUAGGAUUUUUUGUAUAUUCCUUUUCCUUUCAUGGAUGUUUAGGGCAAUUGUAUAGAUAAUAGAAUGGGCAGUAGAGGGCGUGGGUAGGCGCAUUCCACUGAUUCACCAAAGAAAAAGAAGAGAACUACAGCCAACGUGCUAGCAUUUUCGCUAGCACAAAGGGAGAUAAAGGGAGAUAGUGUGGGAGAAAUUUUCCAGCCUGGGAAAAGCCCAAGCUGAAUAUAAUCAACAAUCAAUUCCAGGGUUUGGGUUUAACUGGUGUUGAACAAUUGUUUGAACAUCCUUUGUGGUUUUGAAAGUUAUUUAACCUGCCUAGGUUUGAAGAUUAUUUUUUGUGUAACUUGCGAGUAGACAGUAUGAUAUCUAGAAACAAUGUAAAGACAUUUUAGCUAACAUCCAUGUAACUGCAGUGUGAAAAAAAACUGGAAUGUAAUCAUACUGCUUUGGCUACUCUGGUAUCUGUUAGCUAGUGUGUACUUUUGGUGUGUAUCUGAAAAGACAUUUGCUCUGUAGAUAUAAUUGCAUUUACUUAUCAAUAAAGGCCAGUAAAUGGAAAUUAUAUUACACUUGACUAUUUUCCCAAUGAAAGAACAAAUUGGUCUAUGAAACCUAGCCACCUGUUUAGCCUAGUCAUGUGCCUUGAAUAUACAUACAUACAUAUAUAUAUAUAUAUAUAUAUAUAUAUAUAUGUAUGUCACAUAAUCUGGAUCCUGCUACCUGUUCUUCCAUCUAAACUUUUCAGUUCAUGCUAAUUCCUUUAUUUGACAUAUGUUUUCAACCCACUGGAACCCUUUUCCUUGUGAUCGUGUAUAGUGGAAAUGUUUUUUCAGUUCUUUUGAUCAACACUAAUGCCUUUUAAUUCCAUUAGCAUUUUGCAUUGGAAAGCGUUUGUUCCAUGAAAACAUUUGGUGUUCUUAAUAAUAAUUUCAAAAUGUCUUUAAUUCAACAAAAAAGACUGAAAGCUCAUUUCCCUUUCUUAUACAUACCUGAAUAAAAAUGAUGUGCAUGUUUUAGGGAUAAAUUACUUAACCAUCUCUUGGUCUAUUUAUGUAUAGGAAUGCUUUUUGAAGCACAUACCUUAUUUUAAAUGAUGCACAAACUGAAGACAUUAAUAAAAAUAUAAGAGUAAUACAAUGA
Capra hircus (goat) is the source of this 2659-nucleotide messenger RNA. RefSeq names its product vesicle associated membrane protein 7 (gene VAMP7). Gene Ontology annotation, biological process: exocytosis; vesicle fusion. Gene Ontology annotation, molecular function: SNAP receptor activity; SNARE binding. NCBI's taxonomy places the organism in Eukaryota, Metazoa, Chordata, Mammalia, Artiodactyla, Bovidae. Bases 144 to 806 code for a protein of 220 amino acids. The transcript is spliced from 8 exons. The record is from RefSeq and is a predicted model, not a curated record. Gene Ontology annotation, cellular component: membrane; SNARE complex.